Messenger RNA from Centropristis striata (black sea bass), 2456 nucleotides. It is a transcript of the gene tpm4a, whose product is annotated as tropomyosin 4a. Lineage: Eukaryota; Metazoa; Chordata; Actinopteri; Perciformes; Serranidae. The transcript is spliced from 8 exons. Gene Ontology annotation, biological process: actin filament organization; muscle contraction. Gene Ontology annotation, cellular component: actin filament. The coding region runs from base 437 to 1183 and encodes 248 amino acids. Gene Ontology annotation, molecular function: actin filament binding. The record is from RefSeq and is a predicted model, not a curated record.
CGGCAGCACAGUCUGGCGCUCUCCGCUCUCCUCACCGCGCAGCUUUUCUAAUCCUCCUCCUCAGACAUUAAGUGUCCGGACCAAAAAACUGCAACAUUCCCGGGGACAACUUUCUACACUGCUCAUUAACUUAUCAUUCCCACAGACCAGAAGAAACACUUUGGAGAACACCUGGACGGCCUGACUUCCUGGUUAUAUAACUUUUUCUUGCACUUGAACGUCUCCUUUUUACAUUCCAAAGACUUUGGCCGCGGAUCUACACCGAUUUUUGUCUUUUUAACUCAACGAUCAAACUAAUUUUUGCUUCGUAUUAUAUUCCUCUGAGUAGACCAAAUAAGUAGGAGGCAGUAGCUUAAUUUUAUUAUUUUGCACAACCCAGAAAUAGUCUUAACUGCGCGUUUUUGUAGUCUUAAAUUAAGUUAGAAAACAGUCAAUAAUGGCAGGUAUGAACUCUCUGGAUGCUGUGAAGAGGAAGAUUCAGUGUUUGCAGCAGCAGGCUGACGACGCAGAGGACCGGGCUCAGGUCCUACAGAGAGAGCUGGACAGUGAACGGGAGCUCCGAGAGAAAGCGGAGGGUGAUGUAGCAGCUCUUAACCGUAGGAUCCAGCUGGUGGAGGAGGAGUUGGACCGAGCCCAGGAGAGGCUGGCCACAGCACUGCAGAAACUGGAGGAGGCUGAGAAGGCCGCAGACGAGAGUGAGAGAGGGAUGAAGGUGAUUGAGAACCGAGCGAUGAAGGACGAGGAGAAGAUGGAGAUUCAGGAGAUGCAGCUGAAGGAGGCUAAACACAUCGCAGAGGAGGCUGACCGCAAAUAUGAGGAGGUGGCCCGUAAGCUGGUGAUCCUGGAGGGAGACCUGGAGAGAGCUGAGGAGAGGGCCGAGUUGUCAGAAGGUAAAGCCAGUGACCUGGAGGAGGAGCUGAAAAACGUGACCAACAACCUAAAGUCCUUAGAAGCCCAGUCUGAGAAGUACUCAGAAAAAGAAGACAAGUACGAGGAGGAGAUCAAAGUUCUGACUGACAAACUGAAGGAGGCUGAGACCCGUGCAGAGUUUGCAGAAAGGACAGUGGCCAAACUGGAAAAAUCCAUUGAUGACCUGGAAGAAAAAUUAUCAAAAGCCAAAGAGGAGAACCUUGGCAUGCAUCAAGUCCUGGACCAGACCCUGCAGGAACUGAACAGCUUAUAAACACACAGAGAGGAAGCCGGAGAGGAUGAGAUCAUCAUGUAACAUUCCUUUAAUGUUCGACUUCAUUCCACAUUUCGAGCUAUAAAAUCUUUAUUCCCCAUGUGAAGGGGGAUUAACUUAAUGCUUGCCCCUUGAUGUUUUUUUUUCUAAGGCACAACUAUGUUUCUUUAUUUUAUUUUUUUAAGAUGGGAAGUUAUUUUGACCUCAUCGCUUUUUUUUAUUUUCUUUUUUAUAUCCAGCUGUAAGAGCAGAAAUUCUCCCCAGAAAUUAUUUUUGACCACUUAUUUAGGAAGAACUGGCAACUAACACACCCAAAGAAACCUCAGAUUUGGUCACUGUACCACUAAAACUGGCUCAAUUUUACAUUUUAUGUGCACAUACAUUAAGCCUCUGUCUGAUUAUUUUAAUACAUAUGCUACAGAUGGCAUUUGGGAUUCGCUCAGUCUACAUUAAUAUGGCUCUACAGUGCCACCUAGUGGUGAUAUGAAGUUAGUCAACAGUCUUGUUUGUCUGGUCAUGCUGUCAAGAGACUACAUGAAAGUCAGUUUAUGUGCUUAUGUAUCCUCCUGAAUCUGUUUUUUGUUUAAACAGCAUGGUGGUCAAACGUACAGGUGACCUUAUGGAAAGCACAUGUUCAGUCACUCUUUACGUUUCAUUCACAAGUAAUGCCUCACUGAUUAUCCUUAAAGUCUACAUGUUGAUGGUGCACAGAGUAUUUAUGUGCAUCAAAUGUUUUCUACUUUAUUUUUAGUGUGGGCGUCUGCAGAACAUGACAGCCGUGCAUGCACAGUAUAGCAGUGACAUGCAUUUCUAAACUCUACUACCUUUCCCUAAGCUUCACUUGACCGUUGACACUUUCAUCAUUGCCAACUAUACGCCAUAAUGUAGCCGAUAUAUACUAGAUUUACAAUAUGUUGUAUUACAUGAGCGAGCUGAACCCCAAACCACUGGAAGCUCAAGUUUUAUCAACCAUGGAUACUUAUUGUAUAUAGUAGAAUAAUGUUAGGUAUUUGAGAAAUUGUAUUGCUUUGAUUAUUUUUGUUUCAGUUACACCACUUCUUUUUUUGCCAGGGGAACUCUCAAGACCAAAGAACACACAUAACACAGACAAUAAAUUCUUAAAAUGUUUUAUUUUUGUUUGUGACGGUCAUCAUGGUUUCAUCUCAUGCCAGGGCCAUGAAAAGAGCCUCACACGUGAUCGAGACCAUUUUGAAAUAUUCCAUUCACCAACCCCCUUCAUGUCAACCUAAUAAAUGUUUUACAGAAACCGUGA